GUCUGGUGCCAGCAGCCGCGGUAAUUCCAGCUCUCAAAGUGUAUAUCGUCAUUGCUGCGGUUAAAAAGCUCGUAGUUGGAUCUGCGUCUCAGGACCUCUUUCAGCUUGCGCAGUGGAUUUUUUAGGAAGAAGGAUGAAGCCUUUAUCAUUGAAAGGUCAUGAUCGUGCACUGACGCGAGUGCGCAUUAAUAGAGACGGCGACUUGUUGUUCUCAGCGGGAAAAGAUAAGAGUCCAUGCGUGUGGUACAUGGAAAAUGGUGAACGCAUCGGAACGUACGAUGGUCACAAUGGUGUCAUUUGGGAUAUCGAUGUCUCCUGGGACACGCGACAUUUUUGUUCUGCUUCUGGUGAUGUAUUUGUUAAGUUAUGGAACUGCGAAACAGGCGAUGUGAUAAAUUCAGUUUCGACACCAACGGCUGCACGAUCAAUUAGUUUAUCAUACAGCGGGAAUUUGAUUGCUUUUACAACUAUAAAAAUGACGCAGAAUGUGGCUUCAUUGUUCGUGUACGAUAUACGGGAUGGCUCACAAAUAAGUGGUGAGAAUCAGCCAACAUUCAGGAAAUCGCUUCAAACGCAAGCCAAUUCCUGCGUUUGGACACACUUAGAUGACACGAUUUGUAUAGGUAAUGAAAAGGGAAAUGUCCAUCAAUAUGAUAUACGCAAGGGGGAUGACAUUGUAAAUUUUAAUGAUGAAGCUCAUAAGUUUCAAAUCAAUGAUAUGCAAAUGAGUACUGAUGAAAGUUUCUUGAUAACUGCUUCUAAGGAUAAAACAGCUCGCUUAUUUGAUGCAAGAACUUUGGAUUGCUUAAAGACGUACAAGGCGGAACGUCCGGUCAAUUCAGCAGCAAUUUCACCCAUUCGAGAUCACAUUAUUCUGGGUGGUGGGGAAGAAGCAAUGAAAGUAACUCAAACGACAGCUGCUUCUGGUCACUUCGAGGCGAAAUUGUAUCAUUUGGUAUUUGAAGAGGAGUUUGCCCGUUUUAAAGGGCAUUUCGGUCCAAUUAAUACUCUGGCGUUUCACCCAGGUGGCAAUUGUGUGGUAUCGGGUGGUGAGGACGGUUAUGUUCGUAUUCAAGAGUUUGAUGCAGAUUACUUGAAAUUUGACUAUGAUUUUUGAUAUCAAAUAUUUGUAAGAAAAGGUAUAUGUGGCUUCGAGUUUAUUCGAAAAAGAUUUUCUUAAGAAAGGGGCGAUUGGACGGAAAAGCGAAAUGCAACAUGAGAAGUAAUACCGGGAAUGUUGUCGUUGAUUGCAUGUAUUUCCGCAUUUAUUGUUUUAAUAAUGUCUUG
Messenger RNA from Loa loa (African eye worm), 1287 nucleotides. Its product is annotated as eukaryotic translation initiation factor 3 subunit I. Gene Ontology annotation, biological process: cytoplasmic translational initiation. Gene Ontology annotation, molecular function: protein binding; translation initiation factor activity; RNA binding. The record is from RefSeq and is a predicted model, not a curated record. Gene Ontology annotation, cellular component: cytoplasm; eukaryotic translation initiation factor 3 complex, eIF3m. The transcript has 7 exons. Lineage: Eukaryota; Metazoa; Nematoda; Chromadorea; Rhabditida; Onchocercidae. The coding region runs from base 134 to 1117 and encodes 327 amino acids.